UGCAUUUAGCAUCUAAAAUUGGUAUUCGAUGGGCUGCAGGGAAUGUGGGACAGCAGGAGCGGAGACGAGACGGCAGGAAUGCUGCGGCCGCCCGGCAUGCGCACACUACGGAACGCACGUCCAGUGUGUCUGAGACGUUCCUACCUGUCUGACGUGAAGUUUGCAAAAAAAAAUAUAAAUAAAAAUAAAUAUAGGAAUAGAAGUGCAGUUGGAACGAGCCCAAAAGCACCGACGAAGACGACGAAACUUCGGAUCUGUAGUUUCUGUUGGAUUUAUUGCAGACAUGAAUGAUGAUGCAGUGAUUGCCACCAACGACGAUGCAAGCGAAUGCAAACGGAACGCAGUCCAGCUGGGCUACUGGAAGGACAACUACAUUUCACACUUGAUAAAGCACGGCAAGAGGAGGGCUCCGGAGAUCAACAGAGGUUACUAUGCCAGGGUGAAAGGAGUCGAGAAGGUGAUCCACAAGUUCCUGCAGAGGGUCGGUGACAAGGCACAGAUAAUCAAUCUGGGCUCUGGCUACGAUACGCUGUAUUGGAGACUGAUGGAUGAGAACAUAAGCAUUGCGAAUUUCAUCGAGAUCGACUUCCCAUCAGUGACAGCGAGGAAAUGCUACCUGAUCAAGCGCAACAAGCAUCUGCUGGAGAAGGUGUACACACAGGAUGGGGAGGUGAAAUUGAGCGCAACUGAUAUGCAUGCAGGGUCUUAUCACUGUCUCGGAGUGGAUCUGAGGAACACGGCUGAGCUGGAGGAGAAGCUCCAGCAGGCGGAGUGCGAUUACAAUGCGCCCACUCUGUUCAUAGCUGAAUGCGUGCUGGUGUACAUCGAGAACAAUUGCGUGGAUAGGUUGAUGAAGUUCAUAGCUGGUAAAUUCCCGAACGCGCUGUUUGUUAAUUACGAGAUGUGCAAUAUGAACGACACUUUCGGGGAUGUGAUGAUGGAGAAUCUGAGGGCGAGGGGUUGCAACUUGGCUGGGAUCGCGAGCUGCAAGAAUCUGGAGACGCAGCAGCAGAACAGAUUCGGGAACAACAACUGGAGCGGAUCGAAGGCCUGGGAUAUGGUGAACGUGUACUACAGUUUCCCUGCCGGAGAGCGCGAGAAGAUCGAGCGCAUCGAGUUCCUCGACGAGCAGGAGCUGCUGAUACAGCUGUUCCAGCACUAUUGCAUCUGCAUUGGAUGGAUGGGCGACACCUUCGACGGGCUUUUCAUCGAGGACGCCUAGAUCUGUGCCCUCAUCAUCAACAACAACAAUAACAUCAAAUUCAGCAGCAGCAGCAGCGAUCGUGCAUGUUAACCGUAAGAAGCCCCACCAUACCAUACCCUGAACCCCCACCGAAUUUCGUUUACUGUGUAAGUAUGCGUGUGACAAAAAUAUAUGUAAUAAUGAUUAUUAAUAUUAAAUAUUUGUAAAAUUACCUUUCGUUAUCCGCUUUUUACGAUGAAUCGUAUUUUUUGAAUUGGAUCGUUUAUAUAUAUAUAUAUGUAUAUUAUAUGAUGAGACAUGUAAAUGAAAUAAAGUAUAUAAUUAAUGAAUUACUCUUACCCUACUUCGAUUGAUGGAUCUGUGAUAUUUUUAUUCUUAUAUAAGUUUGUCUUCGUUGUGCUUAGCUAAUAAUAACAAAUAAUUUAGCAACGCUUUGUUUAUAGUUUCCUCUGUGUUAUAUAAAUGAAUAAAUAUAUU
Nicrophorus vespilloides is the source of this 1681-nucleotide messenger RNA. Its product is annotated as leucine carboxyl methyltransferase 1. The transcript has 2 exons. Lineage: Eukaryota; Metazoa; Arthropoda; Insecta; Coleoptera; Silphidae. Gene Ontology annotation, biological process: C-terminal protein methylation. The record is from RefSeq and is a predicted model, not a curated record. Gene Ontology annotation, cellular component: cytosol. Bases 284 to 1222 code for a protein of 312 amino acids. Gene Ontology annotation, molecular function: protein C-terminal leucine carboxyl O-methyltransferase activity.